Rhododendron vialii is the source of this 1842-nucleotide messenger RNA. RefSeq lists its product as uncharacterized. Gene Ontology annotation, molecular function: 23S rRNA (adenine(1618)-N(6))-methyltransferase activity. Lineage: Eukaryota; Viridiplantae; Streptophyta; Magnoliopsida; Ericales; Ericaceae. Gene Ontology annotation, cellular component: nucleus. The transcript has 8 exons. Gene Ontology annotation, biological process: rRNA base methylation. The record is from RefSeq and is a predicted model, not a curated record. The coding region runs from base 46 to 1593 and encodes 515 amino acids.
GUCUAAUUCCAGAGACCCAUUUGGCGGUGAACUCUGCGCGCAAAAAUGGGGAGCAAGAAGAAGAGGAAGAGGGGGGUGGUGCUGGUGGAGAGGCCAACCAUACACCCUCGAAACAAGUACUCCGACAACCCACCCGACUUCGCCCAAUUAGCCUCUCUGUACCCUUCUUUUGAGCCCUUUGUUUUCUUCUCUCGUGACGGUCGACCCAGAAUCGACUGGACCGAUUUCAAUGCCACCAGAGAGCUCACUAGGGUUUUGCUCCUCCACGAUCAUUCCCUCAAUUGGUGGAUUCCUGAUGGGCAGCUCUGCCCUACUGUGCCAAACAGAUCUAACUACAUUCACUGGAUUGAAGAUCUAUUGUCAUCCGAAAUUAUUACAAACACUCAUCCUAAAGGUGAUGGUGAAGUUGUAAGAGGUUUUGAUAUUGGAACCGGGGCCAACUGUAUCUAUCCGCUUCUUGGUGCAUCCCUUCUGGGAUGGAGUUUCGUCGGGUCAGAUGUGACUGAUGUUGCAUUGGAGUGGGCGGAGAGAAACGUGAAAAAUAAUCCACACAUUUCUGGUUUAAUUGAAAUUAGAAAGGUUGAGAGUGGCAAGAUGACAUCUUAUGGGGAAGAGUCAUGUGAAGGCCAGCUGGUUGACAGUGGAAGCAAUACACUCACACAUGAAAUUGAGGCAAGAAAUCCAGAGCCUGAUUUUCUACUUCCACUCGAAUUGCAUUCAAAUGUGAAUAAGAGUUAUCAUGGACCCCCUGUACUUAAUGGCAUUGUCAGGGACGGAGAGGAAUUCGACUUCUGUAUGUGUAAUCCUCCAUUUUUUGAGUCAAUGGAGGAAGCAGGGUUAAAUCCAAAAACGUCCUGUGGUGGGACCCUAGAGGAGAUGGUUUGUCCUGGUGGAGAGGAAGCUUUCAUCAGCCGUAUAAUUCAGGAUAGUUUUGAAUUGAAGCAGUCUAUCCGGUGGUACACAUCAAUGGUUGGAAGGAAAUCAAACAUGAAGAUCCUGAUGUCAAAACUUCGUGAGGUUGGAGUAACUGUAGUUAAGACAACUGAAUUUGUUCAAGGCCAAACUUGCCGAUGGGGGCUAGCAUGGUCAUUCAUGCCUCCUGCCAAGAAAGUUAUAUCAUCUCAUAUCACCGAGAAGAGUGUGCUCUCUUUCACGCUUGAGGGUCUUCAACGCCAAUACAGUGCAAUACAUGUGUUGCAAUCUGUGGAAACCUUUUUCUGUGGUGCUGGUGCAACUUGUAAAUCAAAUGCUUCUGCAUUUACCCUUGAUAUCACUGCUUCUAAUGAUCAUUUUGAUGCAAUCUUGAAGAAUGAGCUAAGUAAUCUCAGUGAACCUGCACCUUGCCAGUAUAAGGAAGUUGUGUCCAAUGGGUCAGGUUGUUCCCCUCUUCCACUGAAUGACCUUUCUCUUCGUAUAACGGUCUUUCAACAAAUUCCAGGCACGCUUUUGGUUAGAGGUUCAUUGCAGCAUCGAGAGAGCCCAGCUGCAGGUGCAUUCCCAUUGAUAUUCUUGAGAUUGGAGGAAGUUCUCAAACUUAAAUUUUGUAGAGAGAAGGCAUCUGCUGGUGGUUCAUCCAUUAAUCGAGCAAGAUAACCACCAUGUUACAUUUGCUAAAAGUACCCAUCUAAUGGAUGAAUGGGUUUGGAGUUCGAGUAUGAUGUAAAUGUUUGAUUUUAUAUGGUGGUUAUAGGUGCCUAAUAUUGUAUGCUGUACAUUAUUCUACAUUUUCGUAGUGAUAGAACCGGUUCUUUUUUUCAUCUAGCAAAUUUGAAGAGCAUUUCUAGGUGUGACCGCUUGCGGAACUCAAGCACAGUGUUUAUGAAAUUUGUUCGUUUGUCUCCA